Molecule: messenger RNA, 952 nt
Organism: Microtus ochrogaster (prairie vole)
Lineage: Eukaryota; Metazoa; Chordata; Mammalia; Rodentia; Cricetidae
Gene: Nkx1-2
Product: NK1 homeobox 2
Biological process (GO): cell differentiation; regulation of transcription by RNA polymerase II
Cellular component (GO): nucleus
Molecular function (GO): DNA-binding transcription factor activity, RNA polymerase II-specific; RNA polymerase II cis-regulatory region sequence-specific DNA binding
Source: RefSeq, a predicted model, not a curated record
AUGCUGGCCUGGCAGGAUGGCGGGGCCAAGGCGGCUCCUUCUCACCACAAGAUUUCCUUCUCUGUCCUGGACAUCUUGGAUCCUCAAAAAUUCACGCGAGCUGCGUUCCCACCGGUGCGUCUAGCUGCCCGGGAAGCCAAGAAAAGUUUAGCGGAGGUGGAAGCAGGGGAAGACGCCAGUCCCGAGUCUACGAUCGGGUCACAGGACACCCCUGAUGCCACGGGCCGAGGCUUUGGCCCCGCGUCCCCCCUGGAAGGCUCGGAAGCGGAAGAGGAGGAGGAAGCUGAGGACGCGGGGCGCGCGCAGCUGCGGGAGCGGCCGGAGCGCUGGCAGGGGGUUCACCAGGGCUCUCCAGAGGCCCAGGCUGUGGUGACUGGAGUAGGGGAGAGUGGCACCGACCGGCUGCCAACGUCCCCCGGCUCUCCCGGCUCCCCGCGGCCCCGGCGCCGGCGAUCCGAGCCUAGCUGCGCCAAGCCACGGCGCGCGCGCACAGCCUUCACCUACGAGCAGCUGGUGGCUCUGGAGAACAAGUUCCGAGCCACGCGCUACCUAUCGGUGUGCGAACGCCUGAACCUGGCUCUGUCGCUCAGUCUCACCGAGACGCAGGUCAAAAUCUGGUUCCAGAACCGAAGGACCAAGUGGAAGAAGCAGAACCCGGGGGCCGACGGCACAGUGCAGGCGGGGUGUGGUACGCCGCAGCCUGGGACACCCGGUGUAGUGGCGGGAGCCUGCGGCAGUAGCACCGGGAGCAGUCCUGGCCCCCAGGUUCCAGGCGCUCUGCCGUUCCAGACUUUCCCCACCUAUCCGGCUAGCAACGUCAUAUUUCCCCCUUCCUCCUUCCCGUUAACGACAGCCGCCACGGGGAGUCCCUUCACUCCUUUUCUUGGGCCCUCCUACUUGACCCCUUUCUAUGUCCCGCACCUGUAAAUCGGGUACUCCAACCGAAUCGAGA